Aphanomyces invadans is the source of this 420-nucleotide messenger RNA. RefSeq lists its product as hypothetical. The record is from RefSeq and is a predicted model, not a curated record. NCBI's taxonomy places the organism in Eukaryota, Oomycota, Saprolegniomycetes, Saprolegniales, Verrucalvaceae. The coding region runs from base 1 to 420 and encodes 139 amino acids. The transcript is spliced from 2 exons.
AUGGACCACUUUGUGCCAGUUCCAGACGACGUUGAGGAUCAGCGGUACGCGAAGGAGGUUCUGUAUGCCCAUGUGACGGCGCGGUCCAUUCAAGUGUGCGCGGGUCUGGCAACAGUCGGAACACUCGCGUCGGCACCCUUUGUCAAGAGCAAGACAGUGUCGCUGACCACUCGUGUUCUCACCAACAACAGCCGUGCUGUAUUGCUGGGACUUGUCGCGGGUCCCGUUAUGACGUUUGGUCGCAUGCAAGGUCAAGCGGCGAUCGAUUGGCAAGACCGGACGUGGCGAUUGCUGCAAAACCCUGGGCAGAACAACGCUGACAUUGGGUUUGUUGUGGGGUCCGUCGUCGGUGGGCUUGGUGCCGCGGCUGCGUCGAGCGUGCCAGGUGUGGCCGCGUUCGUUCCUAAAGGCACAGAAUAG